Paramuricea clavata is the source of this 16170-nucleotide messenger RNA. The record is from the annotation of a GenBank genome assembly. Lineage: Eukaryota; Metazoa; Cnidaria; Anthozoa; Malacalcyonacea; Plexauridae.
AGAUACCCGCCAGGUGGUUGGUCCGUAUUAAAAGUGUUCAUUUUGCUUUGUGGUAUAGCGGUUGGCAUGUCAUUCGGCAAGUUUAUUGUUCACAAACGUUUACUGCGAAAACGUCUCAGAUUGCAGAUGUUUCAAGGUGAUCAAGGUUCCUGGAUGAUCAUGUUUCUAACCACAAUUAUUUCACUGUUUAUAUUUUCGCACAUUUUCAACGGUUUUCUAAGUCUUGGCUCGGAUUUGGAUCGAUAUAAGUUGUCUGGCUUUUUUGGCGUGUCUAAUGCAAACUUUAUGAAAUUCGCUGCACUGGGAACUUGGACUGGAGAUUUUGUCACUGCGUGGAUGGUCACAGAUAUAAUGUUGCAGGUUAGUCCCACGUUGUUGUAUGUGUAAUAAAUAUCGUAAAUCGCUUAUAAAUCGCUCGUAAUUCGCUCGUAAAUCGAUAUGAACUCCUUAAACAACGACGAAACAAUGUAUUUUACUCGAAAACAAUACAAAAUUACAAUAACAAAGCAAUUACGUACAUGAUUGACAGUUAAUACAACCUAUUUAUAGCUAAUUAUAGCAUAAUGUCUCUGUCUGGUAAUGUAAACGAUAUAUUAAAAUGUUAAUAAUUACUCUGUUCAUAACACUCCCCAGGGUUGAGCCGUACACAGUGCUCAACAAUACUCCCCAGAAUAAUCGUAAACUAGAAAUAUGAAAGUUUCACGAACUACAGUCUGUCUAACUGUUCGCAUAAUUGGUUUCUCGAAUCAUUAAUUAACGGAUAAUGUUUAUGUGUUCCUCUGAAACUCUUUCAUCUGUUCCAAUCUUCGCAACUCACCCACUACAUAUUCUCCUUGCAUAUCCUCCGUGUUCCUAGCAGCUCGUUUAACUUUCAGUUCGUUGACAAACCUUAACACGUACGCUGUUACACGCAACAGCUUAGCGAAGCUGCUGAAACGGUCACAAUUUAUGAUGUCGUUCAGAUUCAAUACAGCUGAUUCUUCUUCUUCUUUCGUACUGACGAGUGAAUGAAUAAUAGUCUGCGGUUUCUUAACGGUUUCGUUCAAGGUUGUGUCAUCCAGGGCGCUCGCUGCUGGAUCCUUCGGCCACUUGCACUGAGGCUUGUAAAGAUACUCUGGUCCACUCCACCUGGUCCUGUGGUAGCUGAUCAUUAUAGACCACUCGCAACUUUGUAGUCGAUUUGUCUUUCCUUACUACACCGUGAUGUGGAAGAUAAUGUACGUUGUUUUCGUUCUCUUUGCUGUCGUCGCUUUGAUAAGGCACUCGCUCGAUUACUCCCGAUAUUAAUUGUUCCUGAAUUCCUUUGUCAUAUUCUCGAAGAGGCUCAGGUUGUAUUGUUAACUUCUGAUGCAACGACCGUAACCGAUUGUAACAAAGUUCGUAGUCGACUCCGACCUCGGGAUUGUCCUCUUUCCAAGGUAGGCGAACUUCGUAUCGUUCUCCUGUAAAUCGAAUAUCACGAAUGAAGUUGACAUCAUCGUUUGGUUCAGCUUGAUAAUUGUCUAUUCCUAUGGACUCUGUUUCCCAAAAACGCUUUAGUGAAUUGACAAUCUUGUCCUCGUUCGUUGGCGCGGUGAAGUAUCUUGAUGUGUCCAAUGAUUCACCAGUUAGGAUGAGAUUUGAAACAGUCGGACCUUCGUGUUCAGCAGAUUUUGGUACUCGACCGGAUAACAACCAUCCAAGCUUGCUGCUGACCGCUGUAGGACCACUUUCACCUUUGACAACAUACCUGUGACAAUGUCCCAAUAAUGGUCUGCGCCAAUUAGGAUAUCGAUGCUGUUACUUUCAUUAUCGUCGCCGCCAAAGUCUGCAAGUUCCAGCCCUUCCAGACGUACGUAAUUCGUGUUGACUUUCGAGUUCAGUGGAGAACAUAUUAUAGGGAAAUUAAUUGCUGUAACUUCUACCCCUUCACUUCCGUUUUGGUUCUCGAUAUUGAAUUUAUAGAUUUCGCAGUUUUGGCGCUUGCAUUUAUUGUCCCCAAAUGUGUUCAAAUACAGUGUUUCCUUUCUAAGUGGUUCCAACUUUAAUUUCGCUUGAGUUGAAUUCGUAAUAUAAGAGCGCUGGCUCCCUGUGUCAAAUAAUACGCGUACGGGAACUGUUCUUACACCGUUCGUUGCCUUUGCUCUAGCUGUUUGAAGUAAAACAGUACCCUUACAGAUUUUUGUGGCUGUUGUUGUAGAUUCCUAAUUUUUCGGCUGUUCGGUUGACUUCGCGCUUUCGACUUUCUGAUUUCGUGAACAUUUCGAUUGGUGGUGCCUGCCCUGGCAGUGGCGGCACUUUCUUGCAUUGUUACAGUCUUUCGCGUUGUGUCCUUUCCAUAAACAGUUGAAACAACGACCUGAUUCACUAAGAACUUUCUUUCGAGCUUCACAAGGAACAAUCUUUUCGCAUGAUGCUGAAUAAUGGCGACCACUACAGUAAACACAUUGGAUUUUGGAAUUGUCGGGCACCUUUAAAUUUCAGCAAGGUCAGCUUCGGUAAUUUCGGUUUAACAUUCGUUGUUGUACUUGUUGUCGCUGUCGGUUGAGACGUGUUCGUGUUUACUUCGCUUUGACUCGCACUAUUUGAUUGUUCGCCACUGUCAAUAAUCGUACUAUUCGUUGAAUUAUCAUUCCCGUAGUCUACUUCUUGAUUCGGUGAUAACUGACUCGGUUGGACGUAAUUCUUUACGUUGAUCACUUUCGAAAUUCCAGGCUUUAAAGCGUUUUCUAGUUUGCUUUUAGCGGUUAAUAUUCUGGAGACAACUUCUGCCGAUUCUUCGAUUUCUUGUUCGAUAUCUUUUACAUCGCAUAAUCCUAAAAUCUCUUCGUCAAUUUCGCUUAGAAUUUUUAAUUUCCCUUCGAGUAAAGAUCGGAUAAUUUCGCAUCGAUCGACAUCAACAUCGCCGGGUAAAUGUAGGAGUUCGUCCGCUUCUUUCGCUAAUUUAGUACAGACACCACGAUGUCCGCCUCGCUUCGCUCUUAAUCGGUCUAAAUUCUCUUUCGAUUCGGUCAUAAUUUCGCUUGGAUUCAACUUGUUAUGUUUUCAAGUUGCCCCACGUUGGGCGCCAUGUAAUAAAUAUCGUAAAUCGCUUAUAAAUCGCUCGUAAUUCGCUCGUAAAUCGCUAUGAACUCCUUAAACAACAACGAAACAAUAUAUUUUACUCGAAAACAAUACAAAAUUACAAUAACAAAGCAAUUACGUACAUGAUUGACAGUUAAUACAACCUAUUUAUAGCUAAUUAUAGCAUAAUGUCUCUGUAUAUUAAAAUGUUAAUAAUUACUCUGUUCAUAACAGUAUGGGUUGAUUAUAUGUAUUUUUGUUUUGCGGUGAUUGGCUGAGUUGUCCCAGUGGUGUAACUUUACUUUUUUGACCACUUGCCCUCGGGGCAAGUUGAACAUGAAAGUUAGUUGCCCUGAAUGAAAAUUAGUUGCCCUGGGGUACAUAUAGGUAGGGGGUAUAAAUUAAGGGGACAACAUGCCGACCCGUUCUCCCACUGCUCUAUAUGGCUACCGUAAACCUCCUACUAUAAGCCCUGUGCUUAUAUACUUUCGUAAGCGAUUUUUGAUGGGCUUAUACCAUAGAUAUCUUAUACACACUAGAUAGUGCAUCUAAUUAUUUUGCAAUUCAAAAAUUGAAGCCGUGAUUGCAGUCUCAGGUCGUUCCCAUGAAAUGAGAAGAUUCGUAUGUUUUCUAUUUCUUAAACAGGGAACUUAAACAUUAAGUUAAGCCUAUUCCAAAUACAUUUUUAAACUAGUCAAAUGAUGAAAGUUGUUGUUGUUUUUAAGCGUUUAUUAGCAAGUGGGAACGACCAACAUGGCCGCCAUCUAUUCAAAUGGGGGUAACCGCUGGAAUAUUCUUGGCUUCAAUUUUACAAAAAGAGAUGCGCUAUCUAGUGUAUAUAAGAUAUCUAUGGCUUAUACAUGGGUGGGCAUAUAUACCGGGGGGCUUAUACAUGGACGAUCUUUUGUGUUAGUAAUAAACAAGUCAGACAUAAACAAGUCAGUCAUAAACAGGGAAAUAAACAUAAACUUAAAGACGAAAAUAUAAACUUAAAGAUGCCCAGCUAUUUGUGGCAAGGCAACUUGUCCAAAUCGGGCAAGCAAGAUAAAACGUUUACUUGCCCGUCAUGAUAUUCACUUGCCCCGGGAAAGCGGGCAAGUGUUAAGUUACACCUAUGUGUCCUUCAGAUUUCAACCUCUAGUUUUCGCGCCAAAACGGAGGAAUGAAAUAAGUUUUAAACUAAAUUUUUUUAAAAAACUUAACCUACUGUAUAACCAUACAUAGUUAGAACACAAAAAUGAAUUGCAUCAAGCUCUAAAGACUUGAUACUAAGCACGUUGCACACCAAAUUUGACAGUUUUUUUAGAAAACUGCGGCUGCAUGUCAGACAGUUGAUUUUGACAUACAAAACGCUCAAAAAGCUGUAUUUUUUUUUCAACUGCUCAUGUAUCCGGCCACUUAAAAGCGAAAAAUCGCUGUUUAAAAUGCAGAUAAUUUAGAAGAAAUCUUUUCGUCUCAAUCUUAUAGAAUCUUAAAAAUUUUUUAACUGCAUGCAAUGUAAACCCUUUCGACAUCUUUGCAAUUUCUGAAUCAUGGCUAAAUCCCUCUAUCUUGGACUCUGAAGUUAAUUAGCCUCCCUGGCUACACUUUGGUAAGGAAGGAUCGUAAGAAUAUGCGUGGUGGUGGAACAGUCAUUUAUACGAGACGGUAUCCCAUAUAUACGCACAGUCCGGACCUUCUACUGGCGCUAUUGAGACACGCUGGGUUGAAAUAAAUCGUGCCAAAUGUAAGAAGCACUGGAAAUUUUUUUUCCAAAUCCUUACUAUGGAAAUAGUAUGAAUCUUAGUUGAAAAUAGUAUGGAAAUCCAAUUUUCAUGUAGGCUACUAAUUGCAAUUUCCAUACAAUGGAAAUAGUAUGGAUUUACUAUAAUGGAUUUAGUGAUGCAAUCGCACAUUCCAUAGUAUGAAUUUCACUAUUUUUUUCUAGUGAAUCUUUUUGUUUGAGUGUUUGUAGACGCCUGAUUUCGGACCUGGCCAAUUCGUUGAUGACUUGAAAAGUCACCUAAGAACACCGAUCAUUUUUCGUGCAAAUUAGAACAAAAAUUUCAAAGGUUUUCUAGGUCAAAUAACCUAGAACAGCUAGCGCUGAUCCCCACCCCAACUGGGAUAUACAUGCAGUCAAUCCAGCACUACUCUCGAUUUGACUUUUUUCCCUUUAUUGACAACUUUGAUAACAUCCAUAUAAUUAACAAAUAUAAAACAUUUUCCGUGUUGAUAUACAGUUAUGUCAACACGAGUGGAAAGUGGGAAAACGAGAAGUUGUGUGGAAACACGACGCCCGAAGGGUGGAGUGUUUUCACACAAUUUCGAGUUUUCCCAAUUUCCACGAGUGUUGAUAUAACUGUAUAUCAAUACGGAAAAAAUGUUUUAUAUUUGUUUUAUAAUAUACUGUAGCACAAAGAAAUGACGUUUCCGUGUUGAUAUUGAGUUAUAUCAACACGGCUCUUAGCCAAUCAGCGUUCAGAAUUUACAAAUGCUAUAUUAUAAUUACAAUUAGUGACUCUUAGAACAUUCUAUUUAUAUGGAAAUCAAGUUCCUGGAAAUCCAAGCAAUCGUGCAAUCUCAUUUUUCUUUUUUUGUAGCCAAAUUAAAUGGCGAUCAACUAAAAUUGUCUAGACUUAGAUAUAUAUGUUAUUUACCGGCUGCGAGGUCCGGAUGAGAAAAACUGUGCCCGAGGUCUUGAAAACGGCCCGAGCCCGAAGGGCGAGGGACGUUUUCAAGACCGAGGGCACAGUUUUUCUCAUCCGGACCGACGCUGCCGGUAAAUAACGUGUUUAUUUUUUAUCAGAUCUAUUCAGAUGUAAAAAUUAAAUUGAUUAAAAUUCCAGUGUUGCUUGCGAACUAAUUUGAGAUCAGUGCAGUUGUGUAUUUUCAAAGCGAGGCUGAUAAAAAUUGAAAAGUUAAAAAAUAUAAAACACGAAUACGAAAACUCGAGAAAACUGGCAAGAAACACACAAAAAGACGUAUAGUUUCAGUAAAAAUGUACAUGCUUUUUUAAUGAAUAUGGUAGCAGAAAAGCUUUGGAAUAAAAACUUUUAUGCCUGGCGUUUUGGCUUUGGCUUUGACAAGUUGCUCCUGACAACGACAGGUUCAUGUUCAGAUCCGAUCAAAAACAUAUAAAAAUGAAUCUGUUUUGAUUUAUUAACGUUUUUCUACUAAAAGGACAAUGAAAAAGGUAUGUUAUUUUUAUAUUUUUGUAUUUUUUCUUGUCGUUUCACGAUAAUAUGCUUGAAAAAAGUGUUUUUAAACACAAACUUUUACUUUGUUUAUAUCAGUGAAAAAUAUAUGACACAAAAACAAAUGGGUAGAGAAUAUAUUCGUGACUUGUUUUCACUGCUGCAGUUAAACCUUCUUUUAUAAAUGGGAAAACAUUUAUUUUACAAUAUCUGUUUAAGCUGUAAUUUUUUCGCUUUUAAGUGGCCGAAUACAUGAGCAUUUAAAAAAUAUAUAGUUUUCUCGACGUAAGUUUUAUUAUACAUGUCAAAUACUUUCCGACUUUCAGUCGCAAUUCUAUCAAAAUAUUGUCAAUUCUCGUGAACAUCGUGCUUAGUAUGAAGCCUUUAGGGCUUGAUGCAAUUCAUUCGUAUUCUGACUAUCGUUAGGCUAUGUUUUUCAAACGUUUUCGGCAGAUUUUUUCGUUUAAAAAUUGUUUCACUCCUCAGUUUUUGCCGCGAAAACCAGAGCGGGCAGUUGCAUUUCACAGCGGGCAGUUGCGUUUCAGAGCGGGCCGGAUGCAAAAAACCGGCCCGCUCUGGAAGGCUCCUCAGCCAAUCAGAUUGCUUCAUUUUCACUGAUAAAAAAUAAUUAGACUUAUUAGAUUGAUUAACAUGCUAAGUUACAGCUUCUUACUUUUUAUCAUAGGAAAAAUUGUAUCCGUCUUGGGCUGUUUAUCUACGGUCAAUUUGGCGUCGAAAAUGGCAUCGUAUUAUUGCUUUCUGGGCAGUCUGGAUUUUAGCCACAAUAAUUGUCGCGACUGGUAUAACCACAGAUUUUGUAAAAUGGGAUGAUCUCAAUCGUGAUUUUGUGUCCACGAAUGAAUUAUCACGCGCUUUUCUUGCAUCGAUAAUCCUUGUUAUGGAUUUACUCAUCGUCAUGCAGGUUGGUCCGCGUAGCUUAUCGAAGGGAAGAUGGCUAUGAAACUGAUUAAAGUAACAAUUAUAUAACAUCAUGUUCACCUGAGUACAUAACACCAACACAGAAAAAUCAUGAUUACUAGAUUGCAUUGAUAUCGAAGGAACUAGACUCAGUUCCAAAAUAUCACAUAUUCGAACCGACCUGACCGCGUAGCUCAGUUGGCAGAGCAUUGGGCUAGUAUUCCAAAGGUCGUAGGUUCUAUUCCCACCGUGGCCAGGCAUUUUUUCAAGCUUGCCCAGUGUGGAUAUACACUCAGAGUAACAUCACAAACAUCAUAUUCACCUGUGUACAUAACACCAACACAGAAAAAUCAAUAUAACUCAUUGGGUAAAUAUCAAGAUUUUUGAGGCAUCUACAAUACCCAUAAAAUAUUAUUCAUACGAGUGAGAUGCCUCAAAAUCUUGAUAUUCACCCAUAACCUAUACAUGGCUGUACCCUAGUAUAUAUACAUGAACUUGUGGUUAGAUCUCGACAACUGCAUGGCCUAUGUAUAGCUCAUGCAGAAGGUUCGAGCGCUACACCGGAAACGCAAGGCCGCAGGUUCAAUUCCUGCCAGGGAGCUAAAGUUGCAUUUUUCGCUUCUUUUCCUGUAGGUUAGGUCUAAUAAAUGUAUAUAAAUUUCCAUUCGAGUAUUCGACAAUUUCCAUCUAUACAGUACCCAUCAAAUAUAACUCAUUAUAUAUAUUCAUAAAUCUGGUCCUUCACCGUCACGUGCGUGUUGUAUUUUUACCCAACUAACCAAUAGCAAUGUUUUAAGAAAGUUACCUAUCAUAUUACCUAUAAAGUUACCUAUGAAAUAGUUAUUGGUGGAUUUGGCAAAAUACAAUACACACGUGACGGUGAAGGACCAUAUAUAUAUGAAUAAACGUUGACUAACAUAGAUAAUGAGUUAUUGUUAUUCUGAUGAGUUUCACAGCCAUCUUCCCUUCGAUAGGCUAUGGUUGGUCUAAACGUUAUUUUAUUAGUAGGAGAGUAUUGCCGUUAGCAAUACUUGCUGAGUUUUAUGCACCCGUCUUGUGACGUUCUUCUACAAUGACGUUGAUAUUCCCCUCUUGCUCAGCGGCGGCGCCAAUGGGACCCCCCCCCCCUCAUGAACGAGUCGCAAAUUGUUGUAUUUAUUCAACAAAAGUUGAGCUGUUUGGAUAUGAAUUAUCGAAUUGAAUGAUCUGAAUUAAAACCAAACUUAAAUUUAAAUAUAAAACUUAAUACUUCAAAAAGUUAGGUGAAUAAAUACCUUGAAAAUGUUUUCUAUCGAGUCGUAGCGGGUAAUUUAAAAAUUCAAAACUAUCCAACAGCCUCAAUAAAUGCAGAUGAGUUGGGUUUUGUUGGCGGUCAUGGCUGGAAACAGUUGUUGUGGGUGGUUAGGAUCAGUCUCAAUAGUUGAGAUAGUCAUUUGAAAUCUUUCCCAGAACGGAGGAACGGAGCUAGUUAAACUGCCUUCACUAUACACUGUAUGGUGAUAGACGAAACGUUCCGUAAUUAAAUGUUUCAUAUUCUUACUUACAUCUAUCUUUCAAUGUGCUUUUUUACUUGCUGAGUAAGGAAUUAUUCUUGAACUAUUCGUAUAUUUGUGUGGAGAAUUACCCCAAAUUUCAAUUGUUUGAAAUGAAUGCAAUUAUUUUGUUGAAUAUUAAAAUAAUGCCACUCGUCUAACCAAAUCAGGCAAAGUUUGUAUUUUAUUUCCUCAGACGUUUCGCAGACCAAGGCUUCAUCAGUGAAUAUACAAUAAUCUAGAUAAUAAAAUCGUCCUCCUUUAUAUAUAUAUACAUGCAUAUCGCUUAAUUAAAAAUAUACAAGUUAGUAUAGUAUGUGUGUAGUUUUUUUAUCUCAAAAGGUUGCCACAACAGCCUGUUUCAUCCAAGACGAAUCAUCAGGUGGUUCAAUGAGACUGUUAUAUACUUUAUUUCCAGGACUGGGAUUUUCCUCAUUUUCAAUCCGCUAUUGACAUCAAAUUACCUGGUGUGAACACGUCAUCAUUUUAUUUCACCCCACCUCGUUGUCUAAGAAAGGAGAACUGGGCAGUACAUGUGACGGGUAAAUGGUUCAAUUAUGGUGUCAUAUUUAUUGUUAUGAUUCUCGAUAUUAACAUGUGGAAAAAUCAGAUCUUUUAUGAUCCUUUUACCUUUGGACAAUACACGGACUCGGAUGGCUACAUCUACACUGUGUCUAAUACAACAUUUGUAGAGAACGCGAACAAAACCACUCUUUCGCAUGAAUGGCGUUGGAACCAUACGAAUCCAAUGACCAACAGAACAUAUGGUGAAGAUGACUUGAGAAUGAAUUCAAAGUAUUUGGGUUAUUCAUUGGGAGUGAAAGGUCUAGCUUUUGUUCCAUCCAUUGUUGCAUUCAUUGUGUUCGGCUUGCUGGUGUGGUUUUACGGCCGCGUGGAUGCUGCGGUGAAUAUUGUGUCAGCUCCCAGUCAGGUUGAUGGAAUCGUGGUGGAUCAGUGGGAAUAUGAAGAAAAACCAUCUCAUCAAGGUAUGAUUAUGAUAUAUAUUAUAACAAUUAUUGAAUGAGGUCGAGCAUGUUAUGAAGAAUUAUCAAGCCAUAAGUUAAUUAUCAAGCCAACCGAAGGCUGGGGUUGAUAAGACAAACUGAGGGCUUGAUAAUUCUUCAUAUCUGGCGAAAAUCAAUUUAUAAAAUUUAUUUAAAAAAUGAAAAAUUCUGUGGUUUCAUUUAUUCUAAAUAAUCCGUCUUUAUAUUGACCAUUUCGUUUCCCCAAAUCUUUCCUUUUUCCAAAAAUGGUUCAAAACAAUUCGUGGCUGUUUCCUUUGAUAUUUCUUCUUUAAUUUUUGGACCAGGGAACUGGUUCCCAAUCGCAGCUAAUCUUCUUGUUAGAGAGCUUAAGAUCUACGACGCCCCCGGCUCAACGACGCGCUUGCAAAAGAAAUAAAUUUGUCAUGCAAGACAAAAACUGUGAAUAAUUUGUGGUUCCAGGGGUAUUCUUAACGGCUUUGUCAUUCCAUGUUUUUACCGGGAAACUUCAAUGUUUGUGAUGAUCAUGUAAUGGUAUACAAAUAAUGAAUGUUUAUGAGUGCAAUGGUAAGAAUAUUUCAUGAGGUGAAAGAUGGAAUGUUCCAUUCAACGAGGCGACAGCCGAGUUGAAUGGAACAUUCCAUCUUUCACCGAAUGAAAAUAUUCUUACCAUUGCACUCAUAAACAUUCAUUAUUUGUUUUAUAUAAUACCAAAAUAGACUAAUAGAUUCGUAUGAGAAGCACUUUGAGGGAUGCGAUUUAUCGAAAACACAAAGAGUGCAAUUGUACUAUACGUUUUAUUCCACUGCACUCGCAGAGAGUGCAAUGGAACGUGUUCCAUUGCACUCUUGGGAAAUGGAAUUUUUUAUUCGAUACCACGUGACCAUAAACAGCCAAUUAAACGAUCAGAAUUCAAUAAGGUAUUAUAUAAUUUCAAUUAGAUCAGCCAAUCAGCUUAGAGCGAGUUAAACGUGAUUGGCUGAUCAGAUUAAAACUUGUCAAGUGUUCUUGACAAACAUUGAAGAUUCUCACACAAAUAGGCAAUGUUUUUAUCUGCGACGGUCCACCUUAGUUGCAAGCGACGGUAUUUGGGCUGGAUCAAAGAGGGCGGAUGUUGAGUCGUAGAUCAGGGUGACUAAUACUGAUCUACUGGUGGUAAUCAAAACUCGUGAAACAACGCACCUUUAUGCAUGGUUAGUAGAUUACAAAGAGUUUUAUGAAGGAGAACUAUUUAUUAAUGCGUUCGACAAGCACAAAAAUCACAGCUGUACUAUACGUUCAGCUUUGAUGAAUGCUUUUUCAAGCAAUACUUAUGCAUUUAUAAUAUUAGAAGGCUAUAUUAAUAUGGCUUUAAUAAAAGAUUGUAUUUAUCAGUUUGAUUCUCAUUCACGAAAUGUUUGUGGUAUACUGGUACAUGCCUGAUCUAAAUGAUAAUAAAUGCGAAUUUAUAGAACUUUAAUACUUGCAAUUACUAUCCUGAAGACUGCCCAAGUACCGCGUGCGCUUAUGGUGUGAUAAUGCACGCGGGGAAUGUUGGGAGAUUACGAGAAAAGCGUGCAAAACACGAGGCGUAGCCGAGUGUUUUACACGCUUCUCGAGUAUUCUCCCAACAUUUUCCGAGUGCAUUAUCGCACUAUAAACGCACGAGGCGAGCUUUUCUAUUUCUAGAAAGAGCAUGCAAGCAGUGCCACAGAUCACAGUGCAUUAUUGCGUAAUAAUGCACAAGCACAAGCCAAUCAAAUUGUCUGUUAUAUUACACUUAUAUUAUAAUUGUUUAUCAAGUCAAAAUCUCGAAGGUUUUGAACGUUUAACGACUUGGACAAGAUGGGAACUCGGUCACGCAGUCUCUGGUUCGCUAUAGUACGAUCGUACUUAUUUAAAAAUUUUUCCUUAUUAAAGGCUGAUUUCCACUGUUGCGUUUUCAUACGUACGUAUACGCACGUAAAAUUUUAAAUCCGUUUAAAUGUUGCUUAUGAAAUAACCAAAUAAACUAGGGAGAUACUAAGCAUGGGGCGAGCCUGCGCCAGAGCAAUGAUAGCCAGCGACUAUCAUGCAACAAUGUUUACUAAUGUCAACCUUUCUUGUUUCCGCAAUUUAAUUAAACUAUCAUUGGCAUUGCAAUGUAUAGUGUAGAAAUUUCAAAGGCAAAAUUCGUAGUAUUAUUAACGUUGGCAAUUAUAUUUCUUAUACCCAUGUUUCAGGCCUGUUCUAAACGUCGCAUUUUACAUGUGCCGAAUGUAUUCAAAACUAGAGGGCACUCAGAGGCUGCAUACCUCCGCCCGCAUUGAAUUUCGGUCAUGUAAAAUGCAACUAAGACAAUAGACAAUGAAGGCUCAUUAUUGUCUUAGUACUGCGUGCAUACAUUAAACACGUCCUAAUUACGCAUUCAGUAAGUUUUUUUAAUUGGCCGGGAAAAGCAAGACAAAUGUUUGUUCAUUUCUCGUUCAAUUUUUAACCAAAUUCAACCAAAUUUUAAUAAAUUCUUCCUUGGCCGAUGGGAAAUGCAUUAAAAAAAUUUCGUGUGAAUAUGUGUGGUAUUUCUUGAGUUAUCGUGCUCACAGACAAACACACAUACACACACACAUACACACAUACAAACCCAGAUGAUUACAUAACCUCCUGGCGGAGGUAACAAACCCAGAUGAUUACAUAACCACCUGGCGGAGGUAACAAUAGAUAAUCAGCUGAAAUGCCUCAUUUUAUCCAUUGUUUUGAAUGCAUUCGGCGCAUGUAAAAUGCGACGUUUAGAACAGGCUUUAUAUAUUUGAUAUUUUGGGAAAUGCAUUCAAAAAAUUUCGAAAUGCAUUCAAAAAAUUUAAACACGUUAUUGAAAUCACAAUCUUUUCAAUAUUUCAUGCAUGAAAUAUUGAAAUAAAUAAUAUAGAAUGCGUGGUUUUUGGCAAGCGCGCAAAAAAUAGCAGAUAGCAGAUAUACAUACAUGGCACUGCAUGUAAACAAAACAUUUAAUUAUUAAACAUUUAACAAAACAUUUUUUUGAGAAGAAUGACAGAAUUACAGAAUAUUCAGCCCGAAUCAAAUCGAAAUCGGGCUUUGCAUCAGAAUUUGAUCCGCAACUCACUCGGAAAUCGAGAAAAGUAAAAUUGCGAUGGGCUUUAUAAUAAUAAUACUGCAUGUAUUAAACAAAACAUUUAAUACAUGCAUACAGAGAGCCGGAUUGCAAAAACUUGCAAAUAAGGUCUUUUUUUCAUAGUCUUAGAGAAGAAUUACAGAAUAUUCAGCCCAAAUCAAAUCGAAAUCGGGCUUUGCAUCAGAAUUUGAACCGCAACUCACUCAGAAAUCGAGUAAAGUAAAAUUGCGAUGGGCUUAAUAAUACUGACCAUUCCAACUUCCAUUUGUUCUUUGGCAUGAAGAAUAUAUUUCAUCGCAUGUCGCAUGAAAAAUUGUCAGCCGGUGAGAGGCGAAAGGCCCGUAAAAAUUACUGUAAAUCACUGCAGUGUAGGACUGAAAGUUCUCAAAAUAGCCGGUGCGAGGCGAAAGGCCGGUAGGAUUUAAAUCACUGUAGGAAAAGUUCCGUGUACGGAAUGAACCGACCAUAAUGCAUUGCGCUUGGGCUGGAUGAGCCACCAAACUGUGGGGCUCGCUCAGGCUCGCCCCAAUAAAGCAAAAUAACUUAGUGUUCCGCAAGUUUUAGUAUGCAUUAAUUAACGUAUUUGUAAAAUAUUUGAAAAAUAGAAAGGGUUCAAAGUUUUGCGUGCGUGUACGUGCGUACGAAAAACGCAACAGUGGAAAUCAUCCUUAAAAACUGAUCGUGUUUCCACAUUUCUCAUUCGUACUUCCACAGCAUGACGUCAUAACGUUGAAUAUGAUUGUUUCAUAUUCAAAUUUAUCACGUCACUGACGAUUUUACAGCCAAUCAGAAACCAUGAGUCUUUUAAUUAAAUAAAUAAUAAAUAACCACUAUUGAAUGAGGAUGAGCAUGACAUGAUGAAUUAUCAAGCAUAAAUUUGUGUUAUCAACCGAAGCCCAAAGCUGAGGUUACCAGCUCCUGUCUUUAUUUGGCCAAGUCUUAUAACAAGUAUUUUAAGAAGCAUUUGAAUCGUCUAGUCUGCAUGGUGAUGGCAAUUUGCUCUACAAGUAUCUGUUAAAACUAAAGAAAUUUAUUUAUCGUGUAAAACUACCCGAAACGUUGCAAAUAUAAAGCAUUAUAUAUUGUGUAUAAUCCUGGAUUUGUAAUGAUAAUCUAAAUAAUUGUGUACACUUUGUAGAGUGAGUGGUUGUCCAAAAUAUUUCCUUGUUUAUAAAGAAGCUUUUGGAAAUUUCGCUCUAAAGUUGUAUAUAGGUUAACCUAGGAUUAAACUAAUCACUUUUUGAACAACUGUAUGGCCCUGGGGCUACAAACCAUUGUGCGGUUCCGUGUGAUCAUAAUCAAUAGAAUAAAGAAGAUUAGGAAACUUGUUGAGGAAACUCGAUGGGAGACACCAUUGCUAUCCUGUUCAGCUCAAAGAAGCCAGGGCCGUUGGACUUCGCCGGGCGGGUCGGUUUAGCGCUAUAGAGUCUCCCAGGUUUCGACGUCAAUGCCGAAGUUUUUCAACGACACUUUUGGACAAUGCAAUUUGCCUUCUGCUGGUUCGCCAUAGAACAGUCUUUUAUAGAAAGCGUGAGUCAGGCAUUCCGACAAGGUGGCCCGCCCAACUGACCUGGGCUCUUUUGAGCAGGUGUUGGUGCUGCGAAAGACAUGCGAGAGAGGACCCCGGUGUAAGGGUCUUCGUCACGCCAAAUGAUUUUCAACCUAUAACUAACUAUUACACCUCUACAACAAUGUUAAACGACCCUUUGUUGGUUAUUGCUUCUCGUCUGCGGGGAUCUUCGGGUCGGGGGACAGCUGUUUCAUGAUAAUUUAGACACAAUAUUAUAACCACACUUAUACACUUUUAUAUAUUUUGUUAUUCUGUGUUGAUGUGCUUCCCUUCGAUACCGUGUCAAAACUCUCUCUAAGAUCUAUUGUGCUCACCCUAUACAAUUACACCUAUCAAUCGCUCAUUGUUCAUUGUUCAUUGUCAGGGGUUUAUUGUUAUGAGUAUCCGGUUAAUUAUUAACUAUUAUGUUUCAUAUAACCACAACGACAACCUGAAGCCAAUCUACUAUGUGACUCUUUCUGACUUUUUAAGCUAUUGUGCAGAGGGCCGUUGUAAGAAUGCGAAAUGUAAAAUGUGAGAUGUUACUCGUACCCAGGUGCCAUAGGAACGUCUGCGGCAGGGUGAUGUGUCUGGGUUUACGAAGGCUACGAAGCAGUAUAUCACUCCUUACUAAAGCUGGAGUAAUACGAGCAACAAAAUUGCUGCAACUUGCAGCAAAACUGAUUUCUACGCAUGUUAAUUGAAAUGUUUAUGCACAAACAUUACGGAUCACAAGGAAACAUGUGUCGACAUUUCUACUAACAUGCGUUGAAAUCAGGUUUUGUUGCAAGUUGCAGCAAUUUUGUUGCUCGACGUAUUACUCCAGCUUAACUUCUUAAAUACAAAAAAAUUAUGUUUAAUAUCUUUUCUGUUUCGCAUUUAAUUUAGGUGGAAAACAUGAUCAGGAAAUGGGAAUAACCAGUGAAAGUAAUUCAAAUGGAAAGCCUCGUCCUAAAUCAGGUCCGAUAUCUGUUGAAGAAGUCGAUAGUAAAAGUCAACCUGUGCUUACCAGCUAUGAAAUGAAAACGCUGACAUAAAAGCGCCCCUAUAGUAUUAACGCUCUAUGCACAAGAACCAUUAUUUACCGUGUAGAAUUUCGUGUAGAAUAGACUUGUUAUAUUUAUUCGCAUUCCUUCAGAACAUUAUGUAUUGAAAUUCAAUAUUCGUAUGGAUGUAUUUCGUGUUUGAAAUUUGGAGUGAAUAUAGAAAAGAGAUAUUUAGUGGUUAAAGACGUUAUCAAACGACGCAUUUUUUUUAAAUGAGGCAUAAAAUAAAUAAUUCGCGUGUAAUCCUCAAAGUUGCUUGUACGAUUUCUGUUUCCUCAUGUUACUAGCACAUUUUUCUAAUCGAAUAUAUGACACGUUAUCAUCUUACUAGAAAUACAUGCAUGCAGCAACCCCUCGCCUUUUUUAACAGAGGAAGUAUAGAAAUUCCAUUCAACAUGAACUACUCCGUGUUUAAAAUAAUAGUAUAGUCGCUAUGGUAACAUGAAAUUAAUAUGAGAAAAUAAUACGAGAUAAUUUUUUACCUAAAGAAUCAUUGAUUUUCAUAAUUUGUUAUUUGGAAUGUAGUUUUAUGUUAUGUGGCUUUCAAUGGGCUAAAAUUUAAUGUAAAAUGUAACGGUAAAACAUUUCGAAACUUUGCCGUGAAACUGCAGGGAAAACUGAAACACUCGUUUUGGCGACAGUAGUUUUUUCAAAAAUACGGUAAAAGUAUAUUUGCUUUAUAUAUAGUUGGUGAAGCCAUAUUUGCUGUAAGUAAAAGACCAUUAUAAACACGCAUAAAAACACGAUACGCUGUAUUAAUUGCUCCAAAUAAACAAUAUUUAAAAUCACUACAUUUAUACAAUUUCAUGUAAAUACCAGCUAGCAUAAAAACAUAC